Molecule: messenger RNA, 931 nt
Organism: Brassica oleracea var. oleracea
Lineage: Eukaryota; Viridiplantae; Streptophyta; Magnoliopsida; Brassicales; Brassicaceae
Exons: 4
Coding region: 29-772 (247 amino acids)
Source: RefSeq, a predicted model, not a curated record
UUUAUACUAGUAUGUUCUUGUUCUAAAAAUGGCAUUGUCACUCAUCAGAAACCUCCGGAUAUCGGUUACCCUUGUCGUUUUUUCCUUCCUCUUAACUACUUUUCCAGGGAUCGCUUACGAUGACGAAGACGAUUCAGAAGGAGGUGUAGGUGGAGGUGGCGGGCCAGGAUUUGGCGGUGGUGGAACAGGUGUGGGAGGCGGAGGGAUAGGCGGUGGUGGCACAGGUGUGGGAGGUGGUGGUACUGGAUUUAGCGGUGGAGGAGGAUUGGGUGGCAGUAGCGGUGGAGGGACAGGUUUUGGAGGAGGAGGACUAGGCGGCGGCGGAGGGACAGGUUUUGGAGGAGGAGGACUAGGUGGCGGCGGGUUAGGUGGGAACGAUCAACCGGAGAUAGUUGCGAAAGCUUUGGAGUGCUUAAAUGAGAAACACAUUUACAGAGAGUGCGAGGAUGCAUGGAGGCUAACGUUAAACGGAGACCUGAACAUUCCGAUGGCGAGGGCGGAGGAGUUCUGCGAGGGACCAUGCAUCUCCGAAACACAUUUGGCUUUGAAUUGCAUUGACGAGAUUGUUCACCACUUCAGAUUCUUCAACAGAGCCACCGUUUACAACAUCCGUGAAACCCUCAAGUCCGGCUGCAGCUACGGACCUGAACGAGGCAUUUUCAACGUUCUAGAGCACAUCGAAGAUGAAGAAGAAAAUGGAAAUGAGAGAAUGAAGUCAAGGUCUGGACCGUUGCUUGGGACUGUGUUGUUCAUCAUUGCCUUGCUUCUUUAAGAGAUGUCUUAAUGUUUAAUCUUUAGCUAUUAUCUUAUAGAUGUUGCUUAUUUGACAAUUACAAUAUUUAUAAAUCGAUCUCUUUGUAUCUACAGAGAGACUAUCUAAUCGAGGAGUACUUUUAUAUAGUUUCUUCUUUCUUGUUUAAGGAAAACAAAA